AUGCUGUACGGUGUCUACCUCCUCGUGAACGAGUGCCAUUACGCUGGAGAACUCCCAUACUGGGAUUGGACGCUCGACUGGCAGAACCUCGCCGCUGCGCCAGUGUGGGAUCUCGACCAUGGUUUCUCAGGCAAUGGUCGUGAAAGCUCAAAAUCCAGUGUUCUCUUCCCGCGCUCACAUUGCAUUGAAGAUGGUCCAUUUGCAAAUUUUGAAGUCGCCCUUGCAGAUGCUACGUACGCGCCGCAUUGCUUGACGCGCGACUUUGGCUCUUUCAAGGAUGAGCCUGUCGCAAAUCUAUCGCAGCAUCUUCGUCCGAGUGCUAUCGAAGCUCUUUUGGUAGAAGACGACUACUACAAGUUCCUCGUACGAUUUGAAGAUGGAGCGCACAUCGCUAUACCUAAGUUCAUCAUGGGAGACUUUCGAUUGUUUACUUCACCUAAUGGCAGCUUCAAGCCUAGGUCGGAGGAGCAAGCAAGUCUCGAUGACAUCGUCUCGAUCGGAGGUCUAGCACCGGAUGUCAAAGUCUCGGACAUCGUGGAUGUACGAUCGGGCAUCUUUUGUUAUACGUACUAG
Molecule: messenger RNA, 573 nt
Organism: Alternaria arbusti
Lineage: Eukaryota; Fungi; Ascomycota; Dothideomycetes; Pleosporales; Pleosporaceae
Exons: 4
Coding region: 1-573 (190 amino acids)
Molecular function (GO): oxidoreductase activity
Source: RefSeq, a predicted model, not a curated record